Molecule: messenger RNA, 2377 nt
Organism: Rubroshorea leprosula
Lineage: Eukaryota; Viridiplantae; Streptophyta; Magnoliopsida; Malvales; Dipterocarpaceae
Source: the annotation of a GenBank genome assembly
AGGUUUACUUGCAUUUCUUUUCCUACAAAAUUUCUGCGAAAAGCUUUACUGUGUGUUUCGUGCGCAUGAACUGCGGCAUCAACUGGGGAUCUCUACAUCAAGUCUUUCGAAACCGAAAUCAGAGUUUGAGAAAAUGUCCUCAGAAGGAACAAGGAGUAUAGUAGGGAGUGAGGUGAUGCCUUUGGACUAUGGGAGCAUGGACUCAGAGAGUAGUCCAUCUCCCUCUAGUUCGGAGAAGACGGUGGAAGGGGUGAGAGGAGAUGAGGUGAUAAAGGUAGGGGAGGAAGAGGUAGUAGAGGUUGGGGGUAAUGAGGUGGUAGGGGUUGGAAGAGAUAGCAUACCCAUAACUGUAGUAGAAGUAGAGGGUAGAGGCGAUAGGGAUUAUGAUGUGAACGCCGAGAUAGUGGAAAAGGUGCAGCAGUAUUGGUCUAAACUAAGGAUAAGGGAUAGCCUGGGUCACUUAGUGGAAAAUUACGAGAUCUCUUCUCGAGUGCUAGUUAGGCCAGCUGGGGUAGAGGAGAGAGCGUGUUCUGCUCCUUGGGACCAUUGGAUGCCCAUAUAUUCCCACUAUCUGAUAGCGGGAUUGAGGUUUCCAAUUCCUGAGUUGCUGGUAGGAUUGUUAUUAGAUUGGGGUAGUAUGAGGGAUAAGGGGUGGUAUUAUUUCACUCCUAGGGUAGCCAAUAGGGAGAGUAGGUCUUUGUUCACUGCGGGUCCUUCAUCCAUUAAAGGAUGGAAGGAAAAAUUCUUUUUUGUAGAUGAUACGGAGUGGGAGAGGGGAGAUGCCGAGGUGAGGGAGUUAGCAUCUUGGAAGGCCAAAAAAGCCAACCAGAGUAAGUUUAGUUUAAACGAGGAUGAGGAGGAAGAAGUGAGGAAGUUGGUGAGGAAGGGGGGGGAGUUACUAAACAUAAUGGACCUCACCAGCGCACAAUGCAUAGAAGCUGCUGAGCUCUAUGGGCCAAGCGCUUUGAGUGAAGCUGAAAUGGAUCAAUUUUUAAACACUACUGAAAGAGCGGCCAUCCCCAAGAAGCCAAGGAAGAAGUCAAAGACUUCAACCAAGCAAGUGGAUGAGGGGAGGGCUAGGAAGGAGGUAGUGGCCACGGCUUCAGCUGAAACGGCGGAGGAGGUGCCACAGUUGAAGAGGAAGGGUUGGGAGGAGAGGAGGGCACUGCAGAAGAAGCAGAAGGUGGUGGAGGAGGAGACGGGGAAUGAGGUCCCUCUGUUCGUACCUCAGCCUUCUCCUGUUGAGCUGGACCCUGAGCUUAGACAGUUGGAGGAGGGGGUUGAGGCGAAGAACAUGACGGGGGCUAGGUGGUUCAUCAACAACACCUUCCCCAAAGUGGACAGACGCAACACGCGGGAGGAAGCUCUGAGGUAUGGUGGAGCGUCCGUUGUGAAGCACGUUCUAGAGAGCGCGAGUUGGGUGAAUGGUCUAGCCCAAGAAUUCAGGGAGAGCCUGAAGAAGCGCUCACUCUUGCAGAGGCAGUGUGACCAGCUGCAAAAGGAGAAGAAGGAGCUGGAAAAGAAAAAUAAAGAACUGCAAGAGUCACUGAAUGAGGUAGUUCCAACUGUGAAGCUGUUGAAGCAGGAGAGGUCUUCCCUGAGCACCAAGCUCGUCUUUGAAGAGAGCAAACGAAGGAUCUCUAAAAGUGAGCGUGAGGCUCUGGCGCAAGAACUAAAGCUGACGAAGGAGGCUUUCUUGGAGCUGAAGCAGAAUGUGCAGACCUUGGUGCAUAAUGGAAUUAAGGAGCACAUCAGCAACUUCAUCAGCUCCAGCUCGUUUGACAACAUCGUCAACUUAUAUCGGCUGCCCACUGCCAUCCUUGCAUUCACGAACUACAGGAAGAAGGUGAAGGUAGAAUAUCCCGAAGUGGAUAUUACGAAGAUCACCUUCGGAGAGCAAGAAGAAGGGGUGGAGGAAGAUGGUAAGAGCAUGUCAGCAGACUUCCAUCCUCAGAUUAAACUGAGGUGGGAGGAUGAUGCAAACGGACGUGCUGUUUUCCCUCCACAGUUCGACUUCGAGUUCGUUGCAGUGGAGGAAGAAGGGGCGGAGGUAGAGGAAGACGAGAUGGAGGCAGGAGUGGAGGGAGCUGAAGUGGAUGAGAGCCAACCAGUUCCAGAAGUGGAGAUUCAUCCAGUUCCCUCCAACGAUGAGCAGCCUCCUGUACUAGACGAGCAGCAGCCAACACAGCCACCUCCUCUAGCUGAGCAGGAGCCAGUGGAGCCACCUCUCCUAGCGGAGAAAUAAUUUUAUUUUUUAAUUUUUUGUAAAAACAUUUAGACAGUUUGUAACACUGUUAUUUUGUUAAAUGGAAUUAUAUGUUUGUUUAUGUUUCGUUUAUAUUUUUGUUAUUUUUAUUAAUAGAAGAAUUGAGAGUAC